GCGUCGCCUUCCCUGCCUCUUUGUGUUUAAUGCGUAUCUCUGUAUUACCGUCAAAUUGGCUUUCAAACACAGCAUCUUAUUUCCUUCUGUAGCCGCCACGGACCCAAUGCUCCUCAAGCCUUAUCGAACCAGUUCAGUCGACUGGAAGCCGUCUUCGGUGGUUGCCCUUGCCACCAGCCCCGACGACUCUCAGGUUGCCGCGGCCCGUGAGGAUGGCUCGCUCGAGAUUUGGCUUGUUUCCCCUGGCUCCGUUGGCUGGCACCACCAGCUGACUAUUCACGGGGAUUCUACUUGCCGGGUAUCGUCUCUCGUGUGGUGUUGUGUUGGUUCGAAAGACCCGUCUUCUGGCAGGUUGUUCUCUUCGCGUAUUGAUGGCUCAGUCUCGGAAUGGGAUCUUUUCAACUUGAAACAGAAGAUUGUGCUAGAGUCUAUUGGGGUUUCAAUCUGGCAGAUGGCUGUGGCACCGGUUAUUGAACUGCCAGCUUCUGAAGAGACUAGGUCUCAACAUUUUGGGAAUGGAUAUUUGAAUGAUAAACAUGAAUAUAGUGGAAGUGACGAUGCAGAGAACUCUGAAGAUGAAGAUGCUUCUGACUCGGAACAAGUUCAUCGGGGACUACUCAAAGAUGAUAGACGUGUAGUGCUUGCCUGUGAUGAUGGAGCUUUGCGGAUAUAUAAUGUUUCUAAUUUGGAUAAUUUCGUGUACCAUAAAUCGUUGCCCCGGGUCAGUGGGCAUGCUCUAAGUGUGACCUGGAGCCAUGACUCAACUAGGAUUUAUUCAGGGAGUAGUGACGGGUUGAUUAGAUGCUGGAAUGCUGAUUCUAGUCAAGAAAUUUUCAGAAGUACUGUUGCUCUUGGAGGUUUGGGAAGUGGGCCUGAGCUUUGCAUAUGGUCAUUACUUUCUUUGAGGUGUGGAACUGUUGUUAGUGCGGACAGCACUGGCUCUGUUCAGUUCUGGAAUGGUGAUAAGGGAACUCUUCUCCAGGCACAUUUGAACCACAAAGGAGAUGUGAAUGCCUUGGCAGCAGCUCCAAAUCUGAACAGGGUGUUCUCUGCUGGGUCUGAUGGACAGGUUAUUCUUUAUAAGCUUUGUACUGAGAAGCUAGAGUCUUGUGAUGGCAAAUCUUCUUCAGAAAUGAUGAAGAAAUGGGUAUAUGUCGGCUAUGUAAGAGCUCACACCCAUGACAUCAGAGCCUUGACAAUGGCAUUGCCCAUCAGUUCAGAAGGUUCUUUAUCUGAUGAGCCAAAAGAUUUGCAAGAUGAACAGGGGAAAAAGGUAAAAAGAAUUCGUAGGGAGAAGAAGCCCCUUGAUUGCAGCUAUGACAAAUGGGCCCAUUUUGGAGUUCCUAUGCUUGUUUCUGCUGGUGAUGAUGCGAAGCUCUUUGCAUACUCUGCUAAGGAGUUUACUAGGUUCUCCCCGCAUGAUGUUUGCCCUGCACCUCAGAGAGUUCCCAUACAACUGGUCGUUAGUUAGUUCAGUCAAACUUCUUUUCUCCUGGUCCAGGGAUCCUUUUGGUUAGAUGUUCUCUGUGUUCGUGUUCCCGAUGUGGGUUCUUGCCCCUAUGGUGGCCUUGCAACCACUAAUUUAGUGUCUCGAGUUAAGAGUAAGGCAUCUCGAAAGAUCAUUUGUAGUGCAAUGUCUAACUCUGGCGAGUUUUUUGGUUAUUCUGACCAAAUCAGACCCAGCCUAUUUACACUGAGUAGGCAAGCUGGCCAAAGUACGUGGAGCGUAAGUAAACGGCAACUUCCUCAGGGUCUUCCAUCUGCACAUUCUAUGGCUUUUACCUCUGAUGGGGUACGAAUGCUUAUUGCAGGGCAUGAUAGAAGGAUCUAUAUUGUAGAUUUAGGGGACUUGAAACUACUGCAUACCUUUACACUUUGUCGUGGGGAGUAUGAUAAAGAAGGGUCACUUGAUGAGCCUCCAAUAACAAAAAUGUUCACGAGUUCUGAUGGCCAGUGGUUAGCUGCUAUCAAUUGCUUUGGAGAUAUAUACAUAUUUAGCCUAGAGACACAAAGGCAACACUGGUUUAUAUCAAGAUUGGAUGGUGCCUUUGUUACUGCCGGUGGCUUUCCUCCUCAGGAUAGCAAUGUGCUUAUUAUCACAACAUCGUCAAACCAGUUCUAUAUAUUUGAUGUGGAAGCUCGACAAUUGGGAGAAUGGUCAAUGCAGCAUUCGUUCACUCUUCCCCAAAGAUACAAAGAAUUUCCUGGGGAGGUUAUCGGGUUGUCUUUCUGCCCUUCUUUAUCAUCAAAAUCUUCAUCCGUUAUCGUUUACAGUUCCAGGGCAAUGUGUUCGAUCGACUUUGGGAAGCCAGUAGACGAAGACGACGAGAGUGAGUUGGUAAAUGGAGCUUUGUUGAAGUUUACCAACAUGAAAAGGAAACAUUGGUUGAACGAAAGCCAGCAAUGUCGGAAAAACAAUUUUGAUAUAGUAGUUUUCCGAGAUCCCGUUUUAUUUAUCGGGCAGCUAUCAAAAAAUUCGGUGUUGAUCAUAGACAAACCAUGGAUGGAAGUGGUUAAAUCGUUCGAUUCAGCACCCGUGCAGAGACGUAUAUUUGGGACAUAGGCUGCGUGCCUUGCAGAACAAAGUUUUGUCUAUGCUUGUGACUACGGGAGAAUUCAAAAAGUGCAGCAUCACUUCCCCACUGAAAACAACUUUUAUUUCGAAAGGGACGGCGGGCGGCUGGGGUGGUUUUGUUGGGAUCAAAAGCACGAUGUUCUUCUGCCUCAAAAUGAUAAAUUUAAUUUGAGUCGGAUGUGCUUAGAAUGUUGUGUAAUGUACUCUGUAGUAUUACGCUACUGGUGUAGGGACAGGAAGAGUUU
This is a messenger RNA of Hibiscus syriacus, 2820 nucleotides long. RefSeq names its product WD repeat-containing protein PCN-like. NCBI's taxonomy places the organism in Eukaryota, Viridiplantae, Streptophyta, Magnoliopsida, Malvales, Malvaceae. The record is from RefSeq and is a predicted model, not a curated record. Gene Ontology annotation, molecular function: protein binding. Gene Ontology annotation, biological process: meristem growth; meristem maintenance.